Lodderomyces jiufengensis is the source of this 1260-nucleotide messenger RNA. RefSeq names its product dioxygenase. Gene Ontology annotation, biological process: 'de novo' NAD+ biosynthetic process from L-tryptophan. Gene Ontology annotation, molecular function: indoleamine 2,3-dioxygenase activity; metal ion binding; heme binding. NCBI's taxonomy places the organism in Eukaryota, Fungi, Ascomycota, Pichiomycetes, Serinales, Debaryomycetaceae. Gene Ontology annotation, cellular component: cytoplasm. The transcript has a single exon. The coding region runs from base 1 to 1260 and encodes 419 amino acids. The record is from RefSeq and is a predicted model, not a curated record.
AUGAUUCCAAGGAUUGAAGAUUAUGAUAUAAGUUUUAAUAAUGGUUUCUUACCAGAUGAAUUUCCUUUAACAAAAUUACCUCAAGAUUAUUAUAAACCAUGGGAAAUAAUAGUUGAAAAUUUACCAUCAUUAAUAUUAAUAAAAGGUAUUAGAAAAUUAGUUGAUAAAUUACCAUUAUUAAGUAUAGAACACCUAAACAAUGAAAGAGAAUAUAGAAGAGCUUAUCAAAUUUUAGGAUUUAUUGGUCAUGCAUAUAUAUGGGGUACUGAUCAACCAAUUGAAAAAUUACCUAUUCAAAUUAGUGAACCUUGGAUUAAAAUAUCUAAUAUUUUGGGUUUACCACCUAUUGGAACUUAUGCUUCAUUAUGUCUUUGGAACUAUAAAGAAAUCAUACCAACUACAACUAAAAAAUUUGAUUUGGAGAAUUUAACAACUAUAAAUACAUUUACUGGAUCAAUAGAUGAAAGUUGGUUUUAUUUGGUUAGUGUUUAUUUUGAAAAACAAGGUUCAUUAUCAAUAAAUACAGGAUUAUCAGCUUUAAGAUGUGCAGAAAAUGGAGAUACCAAGAACUUAAUUAAAAAUUUACAAAAAUUUGCAGAAUCAAUUGAUCUUUUAGGUAGUUUAUUAAUGAGAAUGGAAGAAAUGUGUGAUCCUCAUAUUUUUUAUUUCCGUAUACGACCCUAUUUAGCUGGUUGGAAAAAUAUGUCAAGUAUUGGUUUGGAAAAAGGAGUAUAUUAUGGUGAUGAAACUACUCCUAAAACUUAUGCUGGUGGAUCAAAUGCACAAUCUUCAUUAAUUCAAUUUUUUGAUAUAAUAUUGGGUAUAAAACAUUCAGCAACUGGAGAUUUAUCACAAGAUAAUUCAUUUAUGAAAGAAAUGAGAGAAUAUAUGCCUGAAAAACAUCGUCAAUUUUUAAAUGAUUUAGAUCCUUUUAGUUAUACUAUAGCAAAUUAUGUUAAAAAAUCAAAAAAUCAAGAAUUAACAUUAUCUUUUGAUGCAUGUUUAGCAAUGUUAAGAUCUUUUAGAGAUAAACAUAUACAAAUUGUUACUAGAUAUAUAAUUUUACAAGCUAAAAAAAUUAAUAAUAUGGGAUCAACAACAACUUUAAGAUCUGGAUUAGCAAGAAGGAAAAAAAAUGGAGAAGAAAGAGGUACUGGUGGUACUUCAUUAUUACCAUUUUUAAAACAAUUAAGAGAUGAAACUGGUAAUUCAUAUGCUUCACAAUGGGGUAAAAGAAUUUUAAAUAAUGAUUUUCAAUGA